Messenger RNA from Lodderomyces theae, 1323 nucleotides. It is a transcript of the gene MET15, whose product is annotated as bifunctional cysteine synthase/O-acetylhomoserine aminocarboxypropyltransferase. The coding region runs from base 1 to 1323 and encodes 440 amino acids. Gene Ontology annotation, biological process: transsulfuration. Gene Ontology annotation, molecular function: transferase activity, transferring alkyl or aryl (other than methyl) groups; pyridoxal phosphate binding. The transcript has a single exon. Lineage: Eukaryota; Fungi; Ascomycota; Pichiomycetes; Serinales; Debaryomycetaceae. The record is from RefSeq and is a predicted model, not a curated record.
AUGCCUUCUCACUUCGAUACUCUUCAAUUGCACGCUGGUCAGCCAGUCGACAAGCCAUACAAUGCCAGAGCACCACCGAUUUACGCUACUAGUUCCUACGUUUUCAACGACUCCAAACAUGGUGCUCAAUUGUUUGGAUUGGAAACUCCUGGUUACAUCUACUCCAGAAUCAUGAACCCAACAAACGACGUAUUUGAGCAAAGAAUUGCCGCCCUCGAAGGGGGUAUUGGCGCUUUGGCCACUUCAUCUGGUCAAGCGGCACAAUUGUUGGCCAUUGCCGGUUUGGCCCACUCUGGUGACAAUUUCCUUAGUACGUCUUACUUGUAUGGAGGUACUUAUAACCAAUUCAAAGUUGCUUUCAAAAGAUUUGGUAUUGAGGCUAGAUUUGUCAAUGGUGACAAGGUUGAAGAUUUCGCUAAAUUGAUUGACGACAAGACUAAGGCUAUUUACUUGGAAAGUAUUGGAAAUCCAAAAUAUAAUGUCCCCGAUUUCGAGAAAAUCGUAAAGUUGGCCCAUGACAAUGGUAUUCCAGUUGUUGUUGACAACACGUUUGGAGCUGGUGGAUUUUUGGUCAAUCCUAUCAAGUAUGGGGCUGAUAUUGUUGUUCAUUCAGCCACUAAAUGGAUUGGCGGACACGGCACCACUAUUGCCGGUGUUGUUGUAGACUCUGGUAAAUUCCCAUGGACAAAGUAUCCUGAAAAAUUUCCCCAAUUUUCCAAACCUUCUGAGGGGUACCAUGGUUUGAUUUUGAACGAUGCUUUGAAAGAAAGUGCUUUUAUUGGUCAUUUGAGAAUUGAAUUAUUACGUGACUUGGGUCCAGCUUUGAAUCCAUUUGGUUCAUUUUUGCUUUUGCAAGGUUUGGAAACUUUGAGCUUGAGAGUCGAAAGACAGAGUGAGAAUGCCUUGAAAUUGGCUAAAUGGUUGGAGCUGAACCCACAUGUUGACUCCGUUUCCUAUGUUGGGUUACCAUCGCAUGAGUCACACGAGUUGGCCAAAAAGUAUUUCAACAAUAAUGCCAAAUUCUUUGGUGGUACCUUGUCAUUUACUGUCAAAGACAUUGAGUCAAACUCAUCUGAUCCAUUCCAAGAAGCUUCACCAAAGGUUGUUGACAAUUUGAAAAUUGCUUCAAACUUGGCAAAUGUUGGUGACUCCAAGACUUUAGUCAUUGCACCGUACUUUACUACUCAUCAGCAGUUGGAUGAAGAUGAAAAGAAAGCUUCUGGUGUUUCAAAGGGUUUGGUCAGAGUGUCUAUUGGUACUGAGUUUAUAGACGAUAUCAUUGAAGAUUUCGACCAGGCUUUCAAGAAAGUUUACGGAAAUUAA